Messenger RNA from Anguilla anguilla (European eel), 5280 nucleotides. Its product is annotated as acidic mammalian chitinase-like. Gene Ontology annotation, biological process: carbohydrate metabolic process; chitin catabolic process. The record is from RefSeq and is a predicted model, not a curated record. The transcript has 9 exons. Gene Ontology annotation, molecular function: chitinase activity; chitin binding. Gene Ontology annotation, cellular component: extracellular region. Lineage: Eukaryota; Metazoa; Chordata; Actinopteri; Anguilliformes; Anguillidae. Bases 77 to 1447 code for a protein of 456 amino acids.
UCUGCUUCAGGUCGCUGCAGCUACCAAGCUAGUGUGCUACUUCACCAACUGGUCCCAAUACAGGUCCAGGCCAGGGAUGUACCUGCCCGGAAACGUGGACCCACACCUGUGCACCCACCUAAUCUACGCCUUUGCCAGCAUCGAUUACGCCAAUGAGCUGGUCACCCAGGAGUGGAAUGACAACACACUGUACACCUCCUUCAACGCCCUGAAGACCAAGUUCUCCAUCAUGGCGUCCUCACCAGCCAACCGCCAGAAGUUCAUCCAGUCAUCCGUCAGUUUCCUGCGAACGCGCGGUUUUGAUGGGCUGGAGCUGAACUGGCAGUACCCGGGGUCUCGAGGGAGCCCCCUAGAGGACAAGCAGAGAUUCACACUCCUGUGCAAGGAGCUUCUGGGAGCUUACAAGGCGGAGAGCAGGGCGAGCGGACGCCCCAGACUGAUGGUGACAGCCGCAGUGGCUGCUGGGAAAAGAAUCAUUGACGCCGGCUACGAAGUUGUCGAGCUCUCAAAGUACCUGGACUUCAUCAAUGUGAUGACCUUCAAUUUCCACGAAAGCCUGGAGAACUUCACGGCACACCACAGCCCCUUGUACCGGGGUUCGCUGGACCAGGGAGACUUCACCUACGCCAAUGCAGACUUUGCCAUGAGGUACUGGAGGGGUCAAGGUGCCCCGGCGGAGAAGCUCCACAUGGGCUUCACAACAUUCGGCCGUUCCUUCACUCUUAGCUCAUCUGACCAAGGCCCCGGGGCUCCGGCGAGGGGCUCGGCCUCUGCCGGGCCCUACGUCCAAGAGAUGGGCCUCUGGUCUUAUUAUGAGAUCUGCUCUUUCAUCCAAGGCACUACUGUCCAGUGGAUAGAGGAGCAGCAGGUCCCUUACGCUGUCAAAGGGGAUGAGUGGGUGGGGUUUGACAACCACAGGAGCUUUGAGGCCAAGGCCCAGUAUCUGAAGAACAAUAAUUUUGGUGGGGCCUUCGUCUGGGCAUUGGACAUGGAUGAUUUUGAGGGGCAGUUUUGCGGCCAGGGAAGGUACCCUCUGAUCAACCACUUGUGGAAUUUGCUGGAGAUUGAGUACCUGCCUUUAACAUCACCCGGGCCAACAACAUCUGCCGUGACCAGAACUACCACCUCAGCCACUGCUGAAACCACACAUGUGACUCAUAGCUCCCCCAAGGGACUGCAGCUGCCAAGCCGAUGUGUCCAGGGCGUGGACACUAUCGUCAGUCCGGGAGGCGCCUUCUGCACCGGAAAACUUGAUGGAUUGUACCCCAAACCUGACGAGCCCACAUCUUUCUACGCGUGUGGCAAUGGGAUGAAAAAUGCUACAGUGUGUCCAACUCACAAAGCAUACGCAAGCGAUGAAGGACACUGGUCCUCGAGGGCCAGAGUCUCAUUGGUCUUUGGGAUAGCUUUCCUCCUACAGUUAAUUAACUCCUGGAACAAUAGGUGAUGUAUGCCCUCAUUCAAUCUAUUGCUCCAUUUCAGUAGAUAAGACUUAAAAAGACUUUAAGUGGAUUGACGAAAGAACAAAAACUCUGUUUGGUCCAGUGCUGUCAGAUUUGGGGGCAAAAAGACAAUGGGUUGAGGACUUUCAGGAGGAGGUUGCAGCAGGGAAUUUUAUGUAUCAAGGCUUUCAAAACCAUUUCUUUAUUACUAUCAAAAAUUUCUAAAUCUUUUUUUUUUUUUUUUUGGCUUUGACUGGGCCUCAUGGUGGAUGGGGCUUAAUCUCCAAGCAGGAACACAGUUAUUCUGGCCAAUCAAGCUACAGUUGCAACUGGAAGAAGCCAGGACAAAGGAUGCAAAUGAUACUUGGCUAGCAUUUUAUUGUAAAUUGGAUGCAAAAUACCUAGCCGGUCUUCCAAUGCCAAAAAUAAAGCUGUGAUAAAGCAGACAUUAUAAUGAAUGUGGAUAAAUUGUAAAUCUCCUACUUUUGAUGUGUAAUAACGGAUGAUGUUCUCUCUCUUCUGACUACACAAGGUCAGAAUAUGAUAUGUCUGUCAAAAUAAUAAAUAUUAUCUACAUAUUUGAAAGGUCUUUUAAAUCAGGCAUCGGUUCUCAAAAAACAGAUGCUUUUUGAUUUUCCAUAAUAUGCUAUCACACAUGAAUCCGUGAAGUUUUUGGCUCUCUGUAUUUUAACAGCUGACACCUCAUUCAGUCAGGACGCCAUUUUGGAUCGGGUAAGUUUACGCCAACCAAACCCCAGCCUCUCUGUCUCAGUUCUCUCAGAAUUCUCCCUGCCUUCCGUGACGCCAUUUUGUUCUAAGGUUCAGAACUGAAAGAAGUAGAAAGAGGACUGGAGAGGAGCGACAUGUGUGUUCUUUUGUGGGAGAACGAAUAUUGAACACUUGCUUAAGUAAUUCUGGUAACUAAUCGUUAUUUUGUUGUUUUUUAUGCAGUGUAAUAAUUUUAUCAAUCGUAAUUUCAGUUUUUAAUACGUUAAACACAGUUCACCUUAUGUAAUGCUAUCCUAUCGUUAGCUUGCUAGCUAACAUUUCCUAGGCCUGAAAGCCAUUUCAAGAUAACAUUUGGUCUGUAGCUCGCUCGCUAGUUAGCUGUGAUGUUUCAAUCAGAAAGCUUAAUGUCUGCGGAAAGUUGGACUGACUACUUGAUAUUGAUAUCUAUCUAGCUAGCUAAUGGGUUGUUGGCAUGGUGGUGUUUGUUUGAUGGCUAGCAUUAGCUAUCUAACUAGCGAGAUACAGUCCCGUCUUAGUAUUUUUUUAGCUGGCUAACGUUAUCAAAGUGAAACAAAUACAGUAGCCUAUCUAAGGUUAGCUACCUGACUACAACCAAAAAAGCAGUAUUGGUUUGCUGAUAAACGAACAAAAUUGAGUCCAGAGAGUAAUCGUUAGCGUCACCUUGCCAUCCGAGACCCUUUUUUUAAUUCAAAUUGCCGUGUAGCACUAACACUAACAUUGUGCGCAAUUGUGUGUUACAGUACCGCGGAUGAUUCAAAACGCAUAACCCUCAGUAAUUUCUGGUAAACCGCCCUGUUGAUUUCUUUUGUUUUCGUAUCUGUGAUCUAUUGUUUUUGUUUUAAGCCUGUUAUCUGUUGAGAGAUCUAUAUGAGUAUAGGAAGGUUAUCUAUAGUUCCCUAACGUCCAUUUUCCUUGUUUGGCUGGUUACACGAAACAAUAAAAAUAACGUAAAUUACACUACAUGGUCAAAAGUAUGUGGACGCCGCUUCUAAUUAGUGGGCUGUAUUGCUUCAGCCUCACUCGUUGCUAAUAGGGGCAUAAAUAAAUAAAUCAAGCAUACAGCCUUGCAAUCUCAUUAUCAACCAUUGGCAGUAGAAUGGGUCGUACUGAAGAGCUCAGUGAAUUUCACCGUGGCACUGUCAUAGGAUGCCACCUUUCCAACAAGUCGGUUCGUCAAAUUUCUGCCCUGCUCGACAUGCCCCCGUCAACUGUAAGUACUGUUAUUGUGAAGUGGAAACGUUUGGGAGCAACAAGUGCUCAGCCACGAAGCGGUAGGCCGCACAAACUCACAGAACGGGACCGGCGGGUGCUAAAGCGCGUAGCGUGUGAAAAUCGUCGGUCCACAGUUGCAGCACUCACUACCAAGCUCCAGACCGCCUCUGGGAGCAACGUCAGCACGAGAACUGUUCGUCGGGAGCUGAACGAAAUGGGUUUCCUCGGCCGAGCGACCACGCAUGAGUCUAAGAUCACCAUUCGUAAUGCCAAGCGUCGGCUGGAGUGGUGUAAAGCGCACCGCCAUUGGACUCUGGAGCAGUGGAAACGCGUUCUCUGGAGCGAUGAAUCGCGCUUCACUAUCCGGCAGUCUGACGGACAAAUCUUGGUUCGGCGAGUGCCAGGAGAACGGUACCUUCCGGAAUGUGUACAGCCAGCUGAAAAUUUUGAUGGAGGAGGGAUAAUGGUCUGGGGUAGUUUUUCAUGGUUUGGGCUAGGCCCCUUAGUUCCAGUGAAGGGAAAUCGUAAUGCUGCAGGAUACGGUGACAUUCUAGAGAAUUGGGUGCUUCCAACAUUGUGGCAACAGUUUGGGGCAGGCCCUUUCCUGUUUCAGCAUGACAAUGCCCCUAUGCACAAAGUGAGGUUCAUAAAGAAAUGGUUUGCUGAGUUUGGUGUGGAAGAACUUGACUGGCCUGCACAGAGCCCUGACCUCAACCCCAUCGAACACCUUUGGGACGAAUUGGAACGGCAACUGCGGGCCAGGCCUUGUUUCCCAACGUCAGUGGCCGAACUCACUGAUGCUCUUGUGGCUGAAUGGAAACGAAUCCCAGCAGCCAUGUUCCAAAAUCUAGUGGAAAGCCUUCCCAGAAGAGUGGAGGCUGUUAUAGCAGCAAAGGGUGGACCAACUCCAUAUUAAUGGCCAUGGUUUUGGAGGUGUUCAACGAGCCCAUAUCAGUGUGCUGUUCGGGUGUCCACAUUCUUUUGGCCAAGUAGUGUAGCUAGCCUAGCUAGCCAAAAGAACGUGGACAUAUAUGACUAAAGGUAUCUGGACAACUGUGAGUCAGGCCUAAUUGCUCAGUCGGUGCCCAACCUCAUUAAUGCUCUUCUAGCUGAAUGGAAGCAAAUCCCUGCAGCAGUGCUCUGUCUAGUAUAAAGCCUUCCCAGAAGGUUGUUGUAGCAGCAAAGGGUGAACAAAGUCCAUAUUAAUGGCCAUCAUUUUUGAUGAGAUGUUGGAUGUCUGGUGUCCACAUACUUUUGGACAUGUAGUGUACAAGCUUUCUUUAGCUGGUUUGCUAGCAUAAUGUCAUGGUCUUGCUAGCUAACUUUAUGGUUAACAUUCGUGAUAAUUAGUUCUAGCGAUAUUUACAAAUUGACAAACAUCGUGUCUUUGUUUAACGGGGAGAGGGAAAAAACAAUUUCUCCAGGCCUUUUGAGAUGGGGUUUUCCUUGCUCGACUCCUUCUAAUAUUAGGAAAACAUGGCAGUGUAUGAGCUUACAUCCUCCCAAAUUCAAAACGUGGCAAAUUGUUAUUGUUAACAAGUUACUUUUAACAAUGUUGCUGUGUUUAGAAGGGAUUAUUUACUUGUAAACUACACUAUUGUGCGUUUGCAAGACAAAUUCCCUGCCAUUUGCUAAAUUCUGUAACCGAAUGACAGCCAAGUAAAAUCAAUGCCAUGUUGCUUUUUAAAAAGUCUUCAUGAUCCAACCAAUUUCUAAUGUCUCUCUUUGUGAAACUGUCUCAUUGCGAACCUGUGAACAGUGUGAAACAGUUGAGUGAGAUAUUGGAACUGUGUUGUCCUGUUUGACUGCAAGGUAGUAUUCGUGUUGCCAACAGUUAAAGUGUUGGGGAGGUGUUUUUUCUUUUUUCUACAUGUAG